Hyla sarda is the source of this 1298-nucleotide messenger RNA. RefSeq names its product carbohydrate sulfotransferase 6-like. The transcript has 2 exons. Gene Ontology annotation, molecular function: N-acetylglucosamine 6-O-sulfotransferase activity. Bases 264 to 1298 code for a protein of 344 amino acids. NCBI's taxonomy places the organism in Eukaryota, Metazoa, Chordata, Amphibia, Anura, Hylidae. Gene Ontology annotation, cellular component: Golgi membrane. Gene Ontology annotation, biological process: sulfur compound metabolic process; N-acetylglucosamine metabolic process; carbohydrate metabolic process. The record is from RefSeq and is a predicted model, not a curated record.
UUCAGUGUAGACCGGUUAAUGCUUUUUAACUGUAUUCGUGUGCAGAAUCUUUAUGGUUAAUAGAAGAUGGAUUUACCAGCUCAGGUUUCAGGCUAUUGCUUUUGUAAAUGUAGUUUACACUUGUCUCCAUAUUCACUUUUACGCUACUCCAAGUUCUUAAAGGGACUCAAUUGCUUUAGCAAGAACAUCUUACCAAUAGAGGAUGUCCCAUUGCCCUUCAGAAGACUGCAGAUCUCUCGUUGUUCAGUAAAAGGACAGUUUCCAUGAAGGCUACAUGGAGAGAGGCAAAAUGUUGCAGCUGGAGGUCAGGAUCAUCUCUUGUGGGUCAGUUCUUUAACCAGCAUCCAGACAUCUUCUACAUGAUGGAACCAGCUUGGCAUGUAUGGAACUCUUUGUCACAAUACAGCGCCCGUGUUCUUCAUAUGGCAGUAAGAGAUAUUGUCCGAUCAGUCUUUAACUGCGAUAUGUCUGUGUUUAAUGCAUAUAUAAAAAACCAGGAGAAUGUUUCAGACUUGUUCCAGUGGUAUUCCAGUAAAGCUCUUUGUUCGCCUCCUGCAUGCAGCUCCUUUUCUCGUUUCAACCUUACUAAUGAAACAGCUUGUAAGAACCUCUGUGGAAAUUAUCCAUUUGGGAAAGUUGAAGAGUCAUGUGACAAGUAUACGCAUAUUGUAGUCAAAGAGGUUCGAAUUUUUGACAUCACAGUACUAUAUCCUCUUUUUAAAGACCCUUCCUUAAAUCUGAAAAUUAUCCAUUUAGUACGUGACCCUCGAGCAGUUGGGAAAUCCCGUGGGCAGGCUCCGAGAGCUCUCGCAGGUGAUAAUGGCAUUGUCCUUGACACAAAUGGCACAAAAAUAAAUGACACAAACUACGAUGUUUUACGUAAAAUCUGUGAGAGCCAAGUUAACAUGUACCAGACGGCACACUACAAACCUCCGCCAUUUAUGAAGGGAAAAUACAUGCUGGUCAGAUAUGAAGAUUUGGUGCGAAAUCCAUUAACAAAAGUAAAAGAGAUGUAUAAAUUUGCCAAUCUGAAUUUAAAUGACCAGCUGAUUGAGUGGAUCUAUAAUAUAACUCAUGGUAAAGGACCAGGUAAACGAAGGGAAGCCUUCAAAACCACUUCAAGAAAUGCACUAAAUGUAGCUGAAGUUUGGAGACACGUUCUUCCCUUUAAGAAAGUAAGACAAAUACAGGAUGCGUGCAGGGAAGCCUUGGCCACUUUUAUGUACCAGUUUAUGAAUUCAGAGGAAGAGCAAAAGAAUUUUGCACGAGAUUUUAUACUGCCAAUGGAGAUCAAUUAA